Messenger RNA from Perognathus longimembris pacificus (Pacific pocket mouse), 512 nucleotides. RefSeq names its product ragulator complex protein LAMTOR3-like. The record is from RefSeq and is a predicted model, not a curated record. Gene Ontology annotation, cellular component: Ragulator complex. The transcript has a single exon. The coding region runs from base 51 to 413 and encodes 120 amino acids. Gene Ontology annotation, biological process: cellular response to amino acid stimulus; positive regulation of TOR signaling. Lineage: Eukaryota; Metazoa; Chordata; Mammalia; Rodentia; Heteromyidae.
CGAGGAACCCAGGCGAGCAAGAUUGAUCCUGCGAGGGAAAGGGGUUCGUCAUGGCGGAUGACCUGUAUAAGAAGUUACCAAGUGUUGAAGGACUCCAUGCUAUUGUUGUGUGGGAUAGAGAUGGAGUACCUGUUAUCAAAGUGGCCAAUGAUAAUGCUCCCGAGAAUGCUUUGCGACCUGGUUUCUUAUCUACUUUUGCCCUUGCAACAGACCAAGGGAGCAGACUUGGACUUUCAAAGAAUAAAAGCAUUAUCUGUUACUAUAACACCUACCAGGUAGUUCAAUUCAAUUGUUUACCUCUCGUGGUGAGUUUCAUAGCCAGUAGCAAUGCCAACACAGGACUAAUUGUCAGCCUAGAAAAGGAACUUGCUCCAUUGUUUGAAGAAUUGAUCAAAGUUGUGGAAGUUUCUUAAUCUGAUGAUGGUUUUGAUGUAUACCUUAUCUUAUAAAAACACAAGUCAAUCUAGCAAUCUUUAGACCACAAUAAUACUUUUUUCUAUAUGUAUGUAAGA